GCCGUGUGUACUUUCAUAUUUAAAUACAAUGAACGUCAUAGAAUCGGCAAGAGUAAGUGCUCUUGUUUUACGGAAAGGGAAACAGAAUCAUCAUGUGGAUAAUAAUAUUAUAUACAAUUAUCGGCUUGAUAACCGCCGAGAAGGCUACUUUUCACAACUACAAGGUCUUCAGGAUUACUCCAACUACAAAUGAACACGUUGAAUUACUGCGUCAAUUACCCACGAUUCCUGAUGAGUUUUCCUUCUGGAAAGAACCUACCAUCGUAAACGCGCAAGUGGAUCUUAUGGUAGCUCCGCACAAGCUGUCCGUAUUUUAUCAAAUAAUGAAUCGGAUUAAAGCACCCCAUCAAGUUCAUAUCGAUAAUGUUCAAACACUAGUUGAUAAAACGACGACCGCAAAUCAGUCGACAUCAUUUGAUGAAGCCUAUCGCACUCUCUGGGAAAUCUAUAAGAACUUGGAUGACCUGGCUGAGCAAUAUCCCGACAAAGUGAAGGUCGUUGUGGGUGGCAGCACAUUUGAGAAACGUCAAAUCAAAGGUGUCAAGGUUUCUUUCAAAGCCAACAAUCCCGGAAUCUUCAUCGAAGGUGGUAUUCACGCCAGAGAGUGGAUUGGACCGGCAACUGUUAUGUAUAUUCUUCACCAAUUGCUUACCAGUAAAGAUCCGGAUGUCAGAGCUUUAGCAGAGAGCCACGAUUGGUACAUUUUCCCUGUAUUUAAUCCCGACGGAUAUGUGUUUACACAUACAACUAACCGAAUGUGGAGGAAAACGCGUGAACUUCACGGUCUACUCUGCAGAGGCAGCGAUCCCAACAGAAAUUGGGGCUACAAAUGGAAAAAUGAAGGUUUCAGUUGGAGCAACAAUUUUCCAUGUUCUGAAACUUACCCUGGAAAUGCACCAUUCUCUGAUAUAGAAACAAGAACCAUGUCUGAAUAUAUCAGAUCCAUUUCUGACAAAUUUUACGCAUACAUCUCUUUUCACAGUUAUUCACAGCUUUUGAUGUUCCCUUAUGGUUAUACAAAAGGUCAUAUUGACAAUUAUGAUGAUUUGUAUGCCAUUGGUUCAAAAUCGAUUACAGCUCUCAAAAAGAGAUAUGGAACUGAAUACAAACUUGGAGAUAUUGCUGACACAGUUUAUGUAGCCAGUGGAAAUACUUUGGAUUAUAUCAAAGGCGUUUAUAAUAAAUCAAUCAUUUAUGUUUAUGAGUUACGUGAUCAAGGUCAUUAUGGAUUCUUGUUACCUCCUGAACAGAUUAUUCCAACUGGAGAAGAAACCUUGGACUCUCUCGUAGCUAUGUUUAAAGAAGCAAAAGAACGUGGAUAUCCUAAAGAUAUAAUUUAAAAGUAUCUAAAUUUAUUACAAAUGUCAAUAAUUAAAUAAUAGAAUAUU
This is a messenger RNA of Monomorium pharaonis (pharaoh ant), 1388 nucleotides long. Its product is annotated as zinc carboxypeptidase. The record is from RefSeq and is a predicted model, not a curated record. The transcript is spliced from 7 exons. Lineage: Eukaryota; Metazoa; Arthropoda; Insecta; Hymenoptera; Formicidae. Bases 93 to 1340 code for a protein of 415 amino acids. Gene Ontology annotation, molecular function: zinc ion binding; metallocarboxypeptidase activity. Gene Ontology annotation, biological process: proteolysis.